Diutina rugosa is the source of this 543-nucleotide messenger RNA. It is a transcript of the gene PEX4, whose product is annotated as E2 ubiquitin-protein ligase peroxin 4. The transcript has a single exon. The record is from RefSeq and is a predicted model, not a curated record. Lineage: Eukaryota; Fungi; Ascomycota; Pichiomycetes; Serinales; Debaryomycetaceae. Bases 1 to 543 code for a protein of 180 amino acids.
AUGGCUGACAGAAGACUUAUGAAGGAGUACUCGGCGUUGAUGAAGAACGGCCCGCUGAACCCGCAGAUCGUUCUGCUUGGCCCCGUCGACCCCGAGGUGAUGACGUCGUGGGAAGCGGUGAUUGCCAAGCCCACUAAGGACGACCUGCCCUAUUACUAUAAUGGCCAAUGGAAGCUUAAGAUUGAGGUGGGAGCCGACUAUCCCAGACUGCCUCCCAAAAUCAAAUUUGUCACUCCCAUCGUCCAUCCUAACAUCAACUAUGACCUGGGGGAAAUUUGCCUUGAUAUCUUAAAGCUGGAGGCAUGGUCUCCCGCUUGGGACUUGCAACACCUUAUCGGGGCGAUUUUGAUGUUGUUGGACGACCCUGAGCCCGAUUCGCCGUUGAACGUUGAUGCUCUGAACCUUUUCAGAGUGGACAAGACCGGAUUUGAGCUGGUGGUGCAGUACCACAUUUGGAAGCACAAUGCGUUCUAUGGCGGCACCCAACGCCGCAACCUGGGGGCGAAAGUAGUGGUCGAUGUACCCGAAGCGAUUGCCGUUUAA